This is a messenger RNA of Manacus vitellinus (golden-collared manakin), 1593 nucleotides long. RefSeq names its product DExH-box helicase 58 (gene DHX58). Gene Ontology annotation, cellular component: cytoplasm. Gene Ontology annotation, molecular function: ATP binding; double-stranded RNA binding; hydrolase activity. The coding region runs from base 1 to 1593 and encodes 530 amino acids. The record is from RefSeq and is a predicted model, not a curated record. Lineage: Eukaryota; Metazoa; Chordata; Aves; Passeriformes; Pipridae. Gene Ontology annotation, biological process: response to virus; positive regulation of interferon-beta production; innate immune response. The transcript is spliced from 9 exons.
AUGGCCACCAGCCACCCAAUGGGAGGGACAGGGCUCCUGUGGGACCCACCCCACUCCAUGGGCAAGAGCUGCUGGAGGAACUGCCGCGGGUGCCGGUCCCGGCCGGCGCUGAGCGGGGUCCUGUGGUCGCAGGUGCACCUGGUGGACCAGCACGUCGAGAAGGAGUUCCACACACUGCAGGACACCUUCAAGGUAACGUCCAUCAGCGGAGACACCAGCCACAAGGUCUUCUUUGCCUACCUGGUAAAGAAGAGUGAUGUUGUCAUCUGCACAGCCCAGAUCCUGCAGAAUGCGCUGGUCAGCACUGAAGAGGACAUGCACGUGGACCUGACAGAUUUCUCACUGCUGGUGAUAGACGAGUGCCAUCACACACACAAGGACUCUGUCUACAACAAGAUCAUGCUGAGAUAUCUCCAGGGCAAGCUCAGUGGACAGCAGGACCUGCCACAAGUCCUGGGGUUGACGGCAUCCCCUGGCACUGGGGGGGCAACCUCCUUCGAGGGGGCUGUAGAGCACAUCCUGCAGAUCUGUGCCAAUUUGGACACUGAGAAGAUCACAUCGGCACAGGAGGAGGUGCAGCAGCUGCAGAGCCACAUCCCACAACCCAGGAAGCAGUAUGACCUGUUCCAGGAGAGAGCACAGGACCCCUUUGGCGACCGGCUGAAGAAGGUGAUGGAGCAGAUCCAUCGGUACAUGGAGAUGCCGCACUCAUCACAGGACUUCGGCACGCAGAUUUACGAGCAGCGCGUUGUGGAGCUGGAGAAGAGAGCCGCGGAGAUGUUUUGCCGCAAGACUCGGGCGUGUGCCCUGCACCUGCGCAAGUACAACGACGCUCUGCUGAUCAAUGACACCGUGCGGACGGUCGAUGCCUUCCAGUGCCUCCAGCAGUUCUACAGCACUGAGAGGGAUGCGAAGGACCCCACCGAACAGUUCCUCACCACCAUGUUUGAGGAGAACAGGGAGAUCCUGCAGGCGCUUGCUGGGGACCAGCGCUAUGAGAACCCCAGCCUGGGCAAGCUGGAGGAGAUCCUGCGGGAUCACUUCCAGCCCCUGGGUGCUUCUCGUGGCAUCGUCUUCACCAAGACACGGCAGAGUGCCCACAGCCUGCUCAGCUGGCUGCAGGGCACGGCCACGCUCCGUGGGCAACACAUCAGGGCCGCCGUCCUCACCGGCGCUGGCUACAGCAACCAGACCAGACACAUGACACAGAAUGAACAGCAAGAUGUGAUCAAGCAGUUCCGUGAGGGAGCCCUCAACCUGCUCUUCUCCACCAGCGUGGCCGAGGAGGGCCUGGACAUCCCUGAGUGCAACAUUGUGGUCCGCUAUGGGCUGAUGACCAAUGAGAUUGCCAUGAUGCAGGUGCUGCCCCGGCUUCCUCUGGCCCUUGCUGGGAUGCCCCAAAGCCAUGGGGGUGGGACAUGGGGGUUCUUGCAUUCCUUGCCUACUGACAGAGCCCUGGGGAUGAGCCCAGCCCCUGGAGCACAUCGGAGCCUGUGUGGGGACAUCCCUGUCCUGCUCCGACGGCCGCAAGUGGAACGAUUCCCGCCGGGAGCUAAUCCUGACUGUUCGCAUGUCAGGAUGCUGGUGGAUUAA